UGUUAUAUAUUGAUUAUGUAAAAGAAUGUCAUAAUGAUAAUGACUAUGAUUUCUGUAGAGAACUAGAGAAUUAUAAACAUAUAUAUGAAGAAAAGGUGAAAUAUAUAGGCAAAUGUGAUGGCUUAGAGAUAAUAUUGCCAUCAGCCUUAAAACAUGAUCUUCGUGAUAUUAUAAUGAUUUCUAUGAUCAUACUAACAAUGUUGCCCUUUCUUCUAUUUGUACUAUAUAAGGUUAAAUUAUUUGGUU
This is a messenger RNA of Plasmodium cynomolgi strain B, 246 nucleotides long. RefSeq lists its product as hypothetical. The annotation marks the transcript as partial. The transcript has a single exon. The record is from RefSeq and is a predicted model, not a curated record. Lineage: Eukaryota; Apicomplexa; Aconoidasida; Haemosporida; Plasmodiidae.